Messenger RNA from Mucor velutinosus, 747 nucleotides. It is a transcript of the gene TFC1, whose product is annotated as tau 95 subunit of transcription factor TFIIIC. NCBI's taxonomy places the organism in Eukaryota, Fungi, Mucoromycota, Mucoromycetes, Mucorales, Mucoraceae. Gene Ontology annotation, molecular function: peptidyl-tRNA hydrolase activity. Bases 1 to 747 code for a protein of 248 amino acids. The record is from RefSeq and is a predicted model, not a curated record. The transcript has 3 exons.
AUGAGCACUAGAAUAUUGUUGGUUGGCUUAGGCAACAAGACAUUGCCAAACACAAGACACAAUGUUGGCAUGAUGGUGCUGGAUUCCAUUGCUAGCAAGCUUAAUCUCACCUGGUCUCAAAACAAAAACUGGAAAUCAGACAUCACGGAAGCGACGGUUCGAGUGGAAGCCAAGCAUGAAACCAAAGAGUACCAGGUGACACUGCUUAAACCUCGGAAGCUGAUGAAUAUCAGUGGUUCCUGUGUGGCACAAGCAGUCAAGGAUUUGGGUAUUUCGUUGCAAAACCUUUAUGUUUUCCACGACGAUAUGCAGAGAGAUUUGGGAAAGGUCAACUUGAAAGGAAGCGGAUCAGCGAAUGGGCACAAUGGCAUCAAAUCAGUGAUUGAAAACCUGAAAACCAACGAGUUCAAGCGAGUGCGUAUUGGUAUUGGCCGUCCACCUGCUGAUAUUGAUGAUCGCUCCUAUGAUGUGGUAGCAGGAUUUGUGCUGAGCAAGUUUACACAGAGUGAAGUGUCGACAUUGGAGGAGGAGGUGUAUCCCAUGUGGACAAGGAAUCAGGGAUUGGAGCUAUUGUGUGAUAAGGGCCAACUGUUUAAGCCGCCCAAGAUUAAGAAUAAGAAAAAGGUGGUGGAUCCUAGUAAAUGGGAGAAGAAUCAACAACAGAAGCAGGAAAAUCAGGCACCACCAUCAUUCGACACCGCAGCAGCUUCCGCCGUCAGCCAACAUGAAAUCAAGCAAGCCGCUUAG